This is a messenger RNA of Olea europaea var. sylvestris, 1025 nucleotides long. RefSeq names its product protein RTE1-HOMOLOG. Gene Ontology annotation, biological process: response to ethylene; regulation of ethylene-activated signaling pathway. Bases 146 to 838 code for a protein of 230 amino acids. The record is from RefSeq and is a predicted model, not a curated record. The transcript has 3 exons. Lineage: Eukaryota; Viridiplantae; Streptophyta; Magnoliopsida; Lamiales; Oleaceae. Gene Ontology annotation, cellular component: endoplasmic reticulum; Golgi apparatus.
CUUCUAAUCAGCCAAGCAAAUAUUGGAUGGCAAAUUAGGGCUUGAACGGUUUUCAAUUUCAUCGGCUUCAACGUUUCAGCGGAUCUAACCCGUUUCGGCACAUUGGACCGUUCUUCAUUGUUGCCAAAGGUUAAAGCUUUUCGCAAUGGGAACAAAUGGAGAACCGGAACACAAUCUGAUGAUUGGAGAGAACGAUGUCCAUCUUAUGCAAAUUGAUCCAAGAAGAAGCCGGUUUCCAUGCUGCAUUGUAUGGACACCACUUCCUGUUUUAUCUUGGUUUCUUCCUUGUAUUGGCCACAUUGGGAUAUGUAGGGAGGACGGAGUUAUAUUGGAUUUUGCUGGGCCGAAUUUUGUAUGUGUUGACAAUUUUUCGUUUGGAGCACCGACCCGCUUUGUUCAAAUAAGUAAAGAGAAGUGCUUCACUAUUGCAAAUUCUGCUGUACAUGAUAGCAAUGAUGAAAUUGAACGAAUUGACCUUGGAAGAGAUAUUGUAACAUGGGAUGAUGCAUUACGUAAAAGCACACAGGAAUACCAACACCAUUCCUACAACAUUUUCACUUGCAACUGCCAUUCAUUCGUAGCCAAUGGUUUGAACAGGUUGAAGUUUCAGGCUGGUGGGUGGAAUGUGGUAAACUUGGCCGUUUUUAUUUUUCUCAAGGGACAAUGGGUUAGUAAAGCAGCUAUUGUGCGAACUUAUUUACCAUUUAUAAUAGUACUUGCCUUAGGACUCACUUUUGGAGGAUGGAUGUUCCUUACUUACUUGGCAACCUUCUUAUUUGUGCUCGUUGGCUGGUUUUUCCUUGGUAGCUACUGUUUCAAAAAGUUUAUCAACCUGUAAGCUGUGUAAAAUUGUUCUGUAAAUGAUGCUUUAAUUCGAGAAUAUUGUACCAGUGAAUAUACUUCAAACAUUUAAUGAUUUCCCAUUUAUAUGUGCUUCUUAGAGGAGUCAAUGUGACUGGUGCCUAAUUGUGACCUUACUUGUAUGUGUUUUAAAGAUGCUUUGAUUUAAUCUGUGACCAUUUCAA